This is a messenger RNA of Lachancea sp. 'fantastica', 1221 nucleotides long. NCBI's taxonomy places the organism in Eukaryota, Fungi, Ascomycota, Saccharomycetes, Saccharomycetales, Saccharomycetaceae. The record is from the annotation of a GenBank genome assembly.
AUGCUAAGAAAAAUGUCCCCGGCGCUCAAGUUUUAUGACAUCGGCGUGAAUCUAACUGAUCCCAUGUACCAGGGUAUCUACAAUGGCAAAAAAUAUCAUGAAUCUGAUAUCAAAAAUGUCCUCCAUAGAGCAAAAUUAUCAAGAGUUCAGAACCUACUGCUGACUGGAUCAUCAAUUCAAGAAUCUCGAAGCGCUGUCCAGCUGGCACGUCAAUAUCGCAAUGAAGACACAAAACUACUUUACACACUUGGGGUUCAUCCUUGCUGUGUAAACGAGUUCAUCUUGAAAGAUUCUCAAUCUACCAUCGACAACCCAACGGAUGAUAUCGAGUUUAAUGAAAAAUUGGACGUCACUGAUAUCAACUUUAGCAAGUCCAAGCUCCGAGAACUUUACGAACUUAUUGCUGAGAAUAGCCUGGAUACUCAAUUCCGCGCCAUCGGCGAAAUCGGUCUUGACUACGAUCGAUUUUAUUAUUCAUCUAAAAAGAUGCAGUUGCUGUUCUUUGAAGAACAGCUCAAGAUAAGCUGUUUCUUUCCUCAUCUACCUUUAUUUUUGCAUAUGAGAAACUGCUCUGCCGAUUUUGUUGCUGUGCUUAAAAAGUUCAUUCACGGCUUUGUGGAUACAUCUGACCGGUUUGAUCUCAGAACAAUCGCAAACAGUGCAAAUCAAAACCAGUCUUACUUGCCAUCCGCAAAAGAUGACGGUAUGCAUUACAAGUUCUCUCCUAAUCGCAAGUUCGUGACACACUCUUUUACCGGAAGCGUUCAAGAUAUGCAGGAUGUUUUAGCCCUGUCCAAAAACUCUUACAUUGGUAUGAAUGGUUGCUCCUUCAAAACUCCAGAAAACAUUGAAUGCUUGAGGGAGGUGCCUCUCGAUCGUCUUCUGCUGGAAACAGACGCACCUUGGUGCGAUAUUCGGAGAACGCACGAAUCCUACAAAUACCUAUUCACCAAUGACACAGUUAGCUCAGAAAAGGAUGAUCCUUGGAAUUUUGGACUCUCUCAAGCAUAUCCCGAUAUCCAGGAUUGGUACAAAUCUGUUAAACGUGAUAAACUAGAUAAAAAAUCGGUCCAAGAACGUGAAAUAACUACUGUCAAGUCCAGAAACGAACCUUGUUUUAUGGGUCAUGUUGCAACUGUCGUUGCAAGCGUCAAAAAUCUUCCGAUUGAAAUUGUAGCGUAUAGAGUUUGGAAUGUGACGUGCGAAGUUUACGGGCAAUGA